AUGGAGGCGGGGCAUGGCGCGGCGUGCUUACGUGGGACGCAAUCGAAUAACGCUGGAGGAGCGGAGGGUUCGGUUCUGCGAGCCACAAGGUGGGGUCACUCCCAUUUGAAAUCUGGAGUCCGAAGAAGAAGGAACCCUUCAGCAAUGGAUGGCACUGGGUACCCAGAUAUUGACAAUGGGAGCUCACAUGUUAUUGCCACUUGUUUCCGAGGUCAUGAAUAUCCUCUGCAAAGACCACCUACACCUGUUGGGGAGAAAGUGGAUCCUGUUACAUUCUGGCUCUCUCAUCCAUUAGAAGUUAUACAUGAACACUGUGAUUUGAUUAAAAUUUAUAUUUUGUGGCCAGUCCUUAAAGCAGAUACACCUACAGUGCAUAAUGGACCAGCAUGGGUUGAUCCGGAUUCUACCGGCUUGUGUCUUAAUAAACUAAACUUUGUCGAGAUGUUAGAAGAACUCCUGGAUGUAGUAAAGAAAGUGGCGCAUGAGCGACGGUUUAUAGAGGGCCUAUUAAAGAUCGCAAAGUCAAUGGAAAUGGUUCAUUUAAAUUAUCAGCAUGUGUCAGAAGCAAUGAGCUGGCUUAAAUCAACGGGGGAACUACAGGUUUGCAAGAAACUGGAAGAACAAGAGAAUUUCAGAUGCUUCCCCCUGCAGAUAUUAUUUAUUGACUAUGCACAUUACAUAAACAGUAUGGCUGAACAGAAAUACAAUUUCUUUAUGUGGAGAAAACAUUUUUGCGACCGAUGUGCUGUGGAGUCGGAAUGUAUUAAGCGACACGGUAAUGAAGAGUUCUCAAAAUCAAAUUUUAUUUUGGCUGCUGAGCUUUAUUCGAAAGCCAUAGAAUAUAGUUCUGAUAAUCAUCUUCUAUUUGGCAACAGAUCUCUCUGUUACUUACGUAUGGGCGACUACUUGAAUGCUCUGGCUGACGGUAAGAAGGCUACAGUUCUCAAGCCUAAAUGGGCAAAGGGUCACUAUCGUUUCUGUGAAGUCCUGUUUCUUAUGGGAGAUCGAGAGCUAGCGCUUGCUUCCAACGAAAAGGCUCAGCUGCUUUGCAAGGACAGCCCUGAAGGCAUCCGAGACUUAAUUAAGCAACAUACAAAGAUCAAGAGAAAAAUAGAGGAGAUGAAAGAUGGAAAGCAUCGGAGAUGUACUACCAGAAAGCUAAUCCGUGACAAAAAGAUUGCUCAGCCACCUUCUAUUUUAGUUCCAAAGGAAAAAAAGAAUAUAUCCUCUAGUCAUAAAGAAGAUAUCCCUAAUAAGGAAAAUGAUGGGGCCGCUUUACAAAAUAAGGACAGUAUUUCUGAUAAUGUAACUGGGCAAAAUCAGAAGAAGGGAAAGUCAAAGGGAAAAGUGGGAGAAUCUGAAAAAUUAAGGGUGUCUAGUACAAAGCCUGAACCUAAGGAAAACCAGGAUGUAUCUUGUAAAUAUUCACAGAUGGAUCUAUCCACUCUGCAAGAAAUGGUUAAGACUCUGGUGCGUGAUGGGUGUGAAGCACUUGCAGACAGCCGCUGCCAUAAUGCACUAGGAUCUUUUUCUAAAUUGCUGGAUAUCAUCACUCCAUCCGACCUCCAGAGAUUCUAUCUGUCUAACAUCGACUAUGUGGUGCUUCUGUACGGCUAUGCUAAUGCACUCUUUGGCACUGGCCAAUGUGAGGAACUGGCCAAAGCUGAAGACCAGCUGAAGAAAAUCAUAAGUCAAUUCACCAAAGAGAGGUUUAACUGCUUGGCUUUUUAUGGCAUUGGCAAUGUAUAUUUUAGGCAAAACAGAUUUUCUGAUGCCUUAAAUCAAUAUGUGAAAUCACAUACUAUGGUAAAGCUCAAGAUGAUGCCAGGGAUUCUAACAUGGCCUACUACACCCAUAGUCCUCGAAGAGUCGAGACCUGAGAAAUUGCAGUCACUUUUAGAAAGCCGAAUUGAAGAAUGCAAGUUUCCUCCAAAGCCAGAUGCCAUCUGUCGAUACAAACAGUGCCUUAGUUUGCCAAAAUCACAGAUAUAUUUUACAGAUCCUGAUUUCAAGGGGUUUAUCCGUGUGAUGUGUUGCCUGUCAUGUACAGUGGAGUUCCAUGUCUUCUGCUGGAAGAAGCUGAAGGCCAACAACUAUUCCGAUAAAGCUGACAGGGAUUUCCUAACUAUCUCCUGUUUUACUCCUGACUGUAAAGGAAAAAUCUCUAACAUAAUUAUUUAUGACUCCACCGGACUUGUGAAACGUGAGUUUGCAGAUAAGUCUGUUAAGAAGAAAGAACCACAAAGGCCUACGGUUAAGAAUAAAGGAUGUAGCAAUAAGAAGUUAAAAAUGCGGUCUGAGAGUAAAACGCAAGUAAAGAAGACCACACCGGAAGAGAACAGGAGCAUGACAAACGAUGAGAAAUCACAGAAGCAGCAAGAGAAUAUCUCCUCCAACCAACAGAAUAAUAAAUGUAAUAACCGUUAUAGUGUAGCACCUCAUGAUUUAAUGAUGACUCUUAUACUUAAUAAGGAGGAGGUUUUCAAAACUGGAGUGGAGAACACCAAAGAAUUGUGCAACUCAUUAAUCUCAUGGAAUGUUAUAAGUCAGGAAGAACUUGAUGGUUUUUCCUUUGAAACAACCUGUCGAUCAUCCUCUGAUGAGAUGGCAGUCCUACUUGCUCAUCUGUGCAGCUUAAAUAAUAGAGUAAAGACUAGAAUAUUCCUCUACCUGCUGGAAGAUUAUCCUUUAACUUUAGAACUGCCUGCAUUUAUAAAGAUGAUUAGUGAUACAGGUCUUCGUGCAGCAAAGAAGUUUCAAGCGAUAAGUGUCAGCCUCCUGGAACAGCUUAAUUUCGAGUUGCUGGCCGAUCGGUGGAAUGAAACCUACGGAAAACUUUUAAACUUCUACAUAUCUAUAACAGUGGAAACAGCUGAGAAACUAAAUCAAGCCGCUAUCCAAAUAUUCCGCUGUUUCAUAUGGUUUCUAGACGAGAAUAGAUGUGUCCCCUUGCCUGCCGGACUGGAUAGAAAUUUAGAUAAAUAUUUCAUAGAAAUGGAUAUACCAUAUACCAAAAAUGAUGUGCUCUACUCUGUUAAUAAAGACCCUGUAGAAGCCUCAUGUUGCAUCAAUAUACGAAUUAAGUCUGAUGAAGAGCAGCCUACUAAAUGUAUCAAAGUAAAGAACAAACACAAGAAAAAGAAGCAAAAUCAGCCCAAGACUUUGUAUAAGGUUUCUGGUGCAGUAAGUACCCGGUCUCCAGACGAUGACAUUUUUACAGAAGAAAAUACUCUAAGCCUGUUGGAUCCUUAUGAGCCUUUUAUAAUCCCAGAAUAUUUGCGCCCUGACAUGGAAGAAUUUGAAAAUCUUUAUGAUCCCACUCCAGGUGGAUACAGGAUACCAUGGCAACCCGAUAAUACCAUGCAGGAAACCCUCUAUGAAUAUUUUUAUGAUAUUCUGGAAGAGCGCGGGCCUUUGGAACUGGAUGAUGACAUUCUGAUUGGGGCAUUUAAGGACUUCCCAGAAGAAGCGCACCAGCUGGUUGAAGAGGCUGGCGGUCUAAAGGACUUCCUUUUGCACUCGGCCGAGUUCUUCAUGGUGGGAAAGCUAUUGGGACUGCACACACACAAAGUUAUACUGGAAGAAGCAUCUGGAAAGGCCAAGCUCAACCCAACGGCUAAAGAAUUCCAGCCUUCCUCUAAUAAUCCCUUUGAUUCAAUAAUAAGCGAGACUGUGGAAAUAAGUACUGAAUACCUUCCACACGAGCCUUCAAAUCCCUUUCUUUUGUUGCACAAUCAAAGCCCAGUUUUUAAUGGCAGUUUAAUUAGUAAUUCUAUAGUUCCAAUGUAUGGCUUAAAUAGUUUGCCUGUAGUAUCUGUAGGGCACCCAUUCAUACCCGGUCUUGGUAUUGCAAUGCAGCCUACAAUAACCAUUAAUAGUACCAUCAUGUGUAAUGGAGGCAUGCCGCUUCCUAAUAAAGCAGAGCAGCCAGAGCAGUUAAAUCCAGUCAUUCAUAACGCAAGGACUUUAAAUCUCAAUCCCAAGGAUGAGGCUGAAACAGAGAUUACCAGGACCCAACUUGUUCCAUUAAGGAAAAAUAUUCUCACUGGGGUAGUGUCAGUACAGGUUGACAGAGACUUAUCUGAGCAGGAAGUAAAUACUGAGCCUUAUUAUCCCUUUGAAGUGCAGCAGGGAGAUAUUCUACGGAUAGAGAAAGAGCAUCUUGUGCUGCAGGAUCAGCUAAAAGAAGCAACAGAGAAGUAUGACCAUCUGCAGAGCCGCUGCAAGGAAGAAAUAUCUGGGCUGCAGAAGCAAAUCAAGGAAACUGUCGAAACGAAGAAGAUUACAAAGAAAGAGCUUGAAAUGUUUAAUCAUGAGAUGGAAAGCAACACCAAAAAAUGGCAACUAGAGAAAAAAGAGAAUCACGACAAGCUGAGAGUGUUAAAGAAUGGUAUUAAGGCGUCUAAUGAAACUAUCGAUAAAUAUUCAAGGGAGAUUGAGGAAAAGCAGCAGCAAUAUUUAACCUAUAUAGAGACGUUUGUACAAUCUGGCUUUAAUAUCGAAAAUGAAAAAGCAAAACUGGAAAAGCAGAUUAAAAGGAGCGAGGAAAAUCUUCAGGAAAACAAGAAGAGAGCUGUGGCUGCUGAGGUCAACUUCCUUGAGAACCGAAAACAAACUGAGUUAUUAAAGCUGAGGAUUAUGGCUGCAAAGGUGGAACACAGUGCCAUCAAGUUAAAAGCCAACAGCAUUGCUUCACCAGCACAAAAAAGCAUAGCGGAUUUAUCUCCUUCUUAUCUUAAAUCUGAAAGCGAGAAAAUAAAGUCCCAGUUUGAUGAGAAGAUUAAAUUAGUGGAAAAUGGAACUAGGUUCUCAGAUAUACAAGGAAUCAGUCUGGCAGCCCCUUCCAAUGCAUCUGUUUUUCAAACACUUCUGCAGCCCUCGACCCCCACCCACAAGCUCCCCGGUACAACUAAUCCCAGCACCCCGCCACCAGCUUCCGGUUCUGCAUCUCAAGCAUCUCUCGAGUCCCCAUUAAAGCCAAUGCGCGAAACAAAAAAAGCCAAAUCUAAAGACAUUAAUAAGGAUCCCAAACCACCUCCUGUGAAUAUUCCGAAGGCAACAGCAUUACCAGGGAAGGGUCUGGUAGCAACCGUUAAGGAGAAAAAAGGAAAUGCACAUCUUCAGUCUCCUGGGAAACCGACGGCAUUUGAUAAGAUUAUUGAAGAGCUGCACGAGAUAUUUCCUCACUACAAAAGCGUGGAACUUACCAACUUUAUCAUGGAGCUGCGCAAUAAGACUGGCGGAACACUUGCUGGCAUGAAGCAUGACGAUGUUGUUAGCAGGGUCACGGAGUAUAUACUGGACAUGCAGGAUAAGGCUCCAGCACAGACACCUUGGGUACAAGCAAGUGGAAAUGUCUAUCCUUCCACAGUAAUACCAAAGGCCCCGUCACCUCAGCCUAAACAACCCUGGAGAGUGGUCACUGGUCCAACCAAAAACAAGUGGCAGAAAUCUGAUGAUGCUGAGUCCUGUAAUGAACCGUGUAUUAUCUGCCAUGAUGAGCUCCAACAGUAUCCCGUGCAGAAGCUGGACUGCGGCCAUUGCUUCCAUAGACACUGUAUAAAGACCUGGCUGAACACACAAAGCACGUGCCCAACAUGCAGAGAUCACGCUCUUCUUCCCGAGGAUUUCCCGGCCCUCUCUGGGCGCAUAAGAACCGCUUAGCACCCCCAUAUUCUGCUUUUUUUAUUCUGUGUGCUUGGAAGUAGAAUAGACCCUUCAUUUGUCAUAUAUUAUUCAUUUAGCAUUUUCAUAUCUUGCAAUGAAACAAACACAACAGCUUGA
Messenger RNA from Xenopus laevis (African clawed frog), 5784 nucleotides. It is a transcript of the gene ttc3.L, whose product is annotated as E3 ubiquitin-protein ligase TTC3. Lineage: Eukaryota; Metazoa; Chordata; Amphibia; Anura; Pipidae. The transcript has 48 exons. The record is from RefSeq and is a predicted model, not a curated record. Bases 1 to 5664 code for a protein of 1887 amino acids.